This is a messenger RNA of Aureobasidium vineae, 267 nucleotides long. Lineage: Eukaryota; Fungi; Ascomycota; Dothideomycetes; Dothideales; Saccotheciaceae. The record is from the annotation of a GenBank genome assembly.
AUGAAGCCCGUCGUAUCCGCCUUCAAUGCCUGGACAUGUGUUGUCAUCUCCAUCUUCGCCAUCGUCAUCCUCUCCGUCAUUGGUGCUCUCUUCAAGACAAACAACCACUCCAUGAUGGGCUCCGAGGAAGACCCCACUGAUGGCGCUGCUGUCGCUGCUUCAGUCUUUGGUGCCGUUGCCAUCUACGGCGCCUUCCUCGUCUUUUGCGCCGGCCAAGCAUAUUUGCACCAACGAGACAGAUCAAGAGGUGCCAUCGCCUUGUCGUAA